Heteronotia binoei (common prickly gecko) is the source of this 977-nucleotide messenger RNA. It is a transcript of the gene CCL20, whose product is annotated as C-C motif chemokine ligand 20. Lineage: Eukaryota; Metazoa; Chordata; Lepidosauria; Squamata; Gekkonidae. Gene Ontology annotation, biological process: immune response; neutrophil chemotaxis; cellular response to type II interferon. The coding region runs from base 96 to 419 and encodes 107 amino acids. The record is from RefSeq and is a predicted model, not a curated record. Gene Ontology annotation, molecular function: CCR chemokine receptor binding; chemokine activity. The transcript has 4 exons. Gene Ontology annotation, cellular component: extracellular region.
CCUGAGAUCUCCAGCAGGUGUUAUAAGCAGGAUGACUGAAGCUCAAUUGAUCAGAUCAGAACAGCUACCUUUUACAGAUAUUCACAAACGGCAGCAUGGUAUUGACUGGCUUGAACAAGAUUAAUUUGCCCUUGGGUGUUUUGCUGGGCUUGGUGCUAUUAUUGGGCACUGGUAAAGCCCAAAGUAACCAAGAUUGCUGCCUCUCUUAUACCAAGGAACCUUUGCCUCUCAGGAUUAUUACUGGAUUCACAAAACAGCUUUCCAGUGAAGUUUGUGACAUCAAUGCAAUAAUUUUUCAUCUUAAAAAAGGAUGGCGAGCCUGUGCAAACCCUCAAGAUGGUUGGGUGAAGAAACACCUCCACCGACUGAACAAGAAGAGGAAAAUGUCCAAGAAAAUGUCACAGUUAAAUGGUUUCUGAAAUGGAGCACGAGGCAGAGCCUGAACCUAAAACAGGUUGGAAUUCUUUCAUUGUACACUGUUGUGUGCUUGCUGAUUGCUAAUCCCUGGAUUGUCUGGAGCCUCCAAAAGUGAUUCAUAUUGCAUCAUUAACUGUAAACAAAGUAUCACUUAAAAGCUGCUUUGUUCACUAACAUAGGGUCAGAUUUUGUGACAAAUGGAUGGUUAAAUUAUAUUAUAUACAGUAUAUGCCCUACUAAGGAAAAGUUCUCACCCCUUUUGUCAUGUGAUCCACAUCUCAGUGCCCAUCACCAUUGCAGGCCAAUGAUAGUAAAGUAUGUAUUAAUAGUAGUCAUUCAUAACAUUUGAUUGAAUGUUACUAUCUCUAGACUGAGCCUAAUGUUUUUACUUACUAUUCAUAUAAGAAAUAUCUAUGUAUUCAUACUUUUGAUAACAAGCUAUACUAAAUAAGACUGUUCAUACAGAAAUACUGGAUGCAUGUAGUGGAAGUAUUUAUAUUAGAACAUUUUAUGUAAAUUUGAAAGAGACUGAAAUAUGAACAAAUAAACUUUUUAAAUGG